Molecule: messenger RNA, 2491 nt
Organism: Durio zibethinus
Lineage: Eukaryota; Viridiplantae; Streptophyta; Magnoliopsida; Malvales; Malvaceae
Product: importin subunit alpha-like
Biological process (GO): protein import into nucleus
Cellular component (GO): cytoplasm
Molecular function (GO): protein binding; nuclear import signal receptor activity
Source: RefSeq, a predicted model, not a curated record
AAAAAUCGGUUUCCCAACAAUUCUAUAUAAAUUCUCUCUCUCAUUUCCUUUUCCUCUCCCUCUCUCGCUCUCGUCAAAUCAUUCAAAAUCUCUUUAAAAAUCCCUAAAAUAUUUCCGUCUAGGGUUUUCAGUCGAACAAAGGAAAGAAAGGAAAGAGUUCUCUAGAGUUUUUGUUCGAUCACUUUUUUUCUCUCAAGAGUUUUCCUUUUUGGAAAUUAGGGAAGAUGUCGUUGAGGCCAAACGCGAGGACGGAGGUUCGGAGGAACAGGUACAAGGUGGCGGUGGACGCGGAGGAAGGGAGGCGGAGGAGGGAGGAUAACAUGGUGGAGAUUAGGAAGAGCCGCCGUGAAGAGAGUUUGCAGAAGAAGCGACGUGAAGGACUCCAACCACAGUCAAUGCCUGCUUCUCUUCACUCCUCUGCUGUUGAAAAAAAGUUGGAAAAUUUGCCAGCCAUGGUUGCUGGUGUCUGGUCCGAUGAUAGUAAUAUGCAGCUUGAGGCAACCACACAGUUUAGGAAAUUGCUUUCAAUUGAACGCAGCCCACCUAUUGAGGAAGUGAUACAAGCUGGAGUUGUUCCUCGCUUUGUUGAAUUCCUCAUGAGGGAAGAUUUCCCACAGCUUCAGUUUGAGGCAGCCUGGGCCCUGACUAAUAUUGCUUCUGGGACAUCUGAGAACACAAAGGUGGUAAUUGAUCACGGGGCCGUUCCAAUAUUUGUGAAGUUACUUGGUUCCCCAAGUGAUGAUGUUCGUGAGCAGGCUGUCUGGGCUUUGGGAAAUGUUGCUGGUGAUUCUCCUAGAUGUCGUGAUCUUGUCCUUGGUCAUGGCGCUUUGCUUCCUUUGUUGGCACAGUUGAAUGAGCAUGCUAAACUUUCUAUGCUGAGAAAUGCUACAUGGACACUCUCAAAUUUUUGUCGGGGCAAGCCCCAGCCUCCCUUUGAUCAGGUUAAGCCUGCUCUUCCUGCAUUAGCACGCCUUAUUCAUUCAAAUGAUGAAGAAGUCUUAACUGAUGCAUGUUGGGCGCUUUCAUAUCUUUCUGAUGGUACAAAUGACAAAAUUCAAGCUGUUAUAGAAGCAGGUGUAUGUGGGCAUCUGGUGGAACUUUUGCUGCACCCAUCUCCUUCAGUGCUAAUUCCUGCUCUUCGCACGGUUGGAAAUAUUGUCACAGGAGAUGAUGUGCAAACCCAGUGUAUUAUCAAUCAUCAAGCAUUGCCAUGCCUUUUGAACCUGUUGACAAAUAAUUUUAAAAAGAGCAUCAAGAAGGAAGCUUGUUGGACAAUCUCAAAUAUCACAGCCGGAAAUAAGGAGCAGAUACAGGCUGUGAUUGAAGCUAAUAUUAUUGCUCCUCUGGUUCAUCUGCUUCAAAAUGCUGAAUUUGAUAUUAAGAAAGAAGCAGCAUGGGCCAUCUCUAAUGCUACAUCUGGUGGUACUCAUGAUCAGAUAAAGUUCCUUGUAAGUCAAGGUUGUAUCAAGCCAUUGUGUGAUCUUCUUAACUGUCCUGAUCCAAGGAUAGUUACAGUUUGUUUGGAAGGGCUUGAAAACAUUUUGAAGGUAGGAGAAGCUGAUAAGAACCUGGGCACUACUGAAGGUGUGAAUCUCUAUGCACAAAUGAUUGAUGAUGCAGAGGGUCUAGAGAAGAUUGAGAAUUUACAGUCUCAUGAUAACACUGAGAUUUAUGAAAAGGCUGUGAAAGUUCUUGAGACAUAUUGGUUGGAGGAGGAGGAUGAGACAAUGCCGCCUGGUGAUGCCUCUCAAACAGGGUUUCAGUUUGGAGGGGGUGAGCUUCCUGUUCCGUCAGGGGGAUUCAAUUUCAGCUAGAGGUCAUGUACAAUUAGACAUCUGCGUCUGUAGGUAUUGGUUUUCUCUUUUCUGCGGGUGGGCUUUGCUCUUUUGUAGAUCUUUCAUGCGUGCGGUGUUAUAUGGUACACACGAAAGUACUAGUAGAUUUUCAAAUGGGACUGAAGCUUGGUGGAAAGAUACACCUCAGCCACGCCUUGCUUAGAUCCGAUCUUAAAUGGUGAGAGCGAAUGCUUGCUGGAAAUUCCUUCUAGUCAAUUUAGGAGAAACACCAAAAUCCAAUGCUGUCCAAUCGUUUCCUUUGGGCUUUGGCAUUGGAGGUGCCUGGAAUUUUCAUCACAGCGCCAAUAUUAGCUAACAAGCAUGGAAGUUUCCUAAAGCUGGAGGUGGUUGAUUUCUAACAUGGCUUCCUUGUGAUAAUGUCAUCAGCAAAAACGAGAAUGGACCAAUUGGGUAGAGAGGGAUCUUAAUGUCUAUGGAUUGGAUUUGGAUAAGCCCUUUUGCAUAGCCCAUUUUAAAGCUUUACCAACCACAAGACCAAUAAAAAGCCCAGAAGGGGACAUAUUGGGUUCAACAAUGGACUAUUUUUUUCUCCGUAUUGGGUCUCAUGUAAAAGUUUGUAAAGCGUUAGAACUAGUUGUUCAGUUGCAGCUCCAGGAUUAACAAAUAGCCUAGUUCAAAUGGUGUAAAUUUUUUAU